UGGAUGUAUAUACAAUGCUUCCAUCCACUCUAGUCUCUGCUGGCUUACUUUACAGGCAUCACGACAAACUAGUUUCUGUGAGCAGUGUGAAUGCUUCUCCUCAGUUGACCUAACAAAUAGUAGUGUUUGGUAACUAUGCACUGAAAAUUCAGGUAGCAUAGUCAAAUUAAUCGACAGAAACUUGUAGGAGUAGUCCUGGCAUACGGUACUUUUCUCAGACGAAAAUCGAUCAGCCAAGAUAUACAAGCUGUGGAACUGGGCAUAUCUCUUGUAUACCAAGAUGUCCAUGUUAAUCGCACACCCACCCUCUGCUACUAGUUCUGCUUCGACAGCACUUCAAGACCGAAUUGAUACUGAUCUUGGCAAAAACUACGAAGAAUACGAUCGCCGGAUCACUUUCAAGAAGGCCGUGUGGGCGUGUUCCACCUCGAUUGAAAAUACUUCAUACAAACCUCUAAAUAUUAUCGAGAAGCAUGGUUAUCGUGAUGAAAUCAAAUCUGAAAAUGUACCCAAAGUAAACAAAUCAGAGGAAGGCCUUGCUACGGCCUCGAGCAAGCCUGUAGACCCGCUUUUGGGGGAACAACUUGCCGAGCCAGCAAGAGUGUUGUAUCCGCCAGCUAAAGUUAAUCAGACGAUGAGAUGGAGGAGUGUUCAGAAGGCUGGGUGUGGUCUUGGCAACAACAGUAACACGUGUUUUCUGAACUCGGUGCUGCAGUGUCUUACGCACACCCCACCGUUGGCUAACUAUUUGAUGUCUGGUGAACAUGUGCGGAAUUGCCGAUCACAGAGGACAGCAUGCGCCAUGUGUGAAAUGGAGGCUCAUGUGAAGAUCGCCUUCACUACCAAGCACUCCAGUGUAUAUCCUAAGAAGAUCGUUAAUAAUCUCAAGGUCUGGGCCAAACACUUCCGUAAAGGUCGGCAGGAAGACGCACAUGAGUUUCUUCGGUUAUUUGUCGAUGCUAUGCAGGAUUCAUGUCUUGAUGGUUUUGAUAAGAAGAUGGAUAGCAAAAUCAAAGCUACUACUUUGAUACAUCAGGUAUUUGGCGGAUACACUCGCAGUCAAGUGAAAUGUGCCACAUGCCAUUAUCAGUCUAAUACAUACGAAGAAUCGCUCGAGCUGAGCCUGGAUAUCAAGAAUGCGAGAUCACUUACGAAGUCUUUAGCGAAGUUCACGCAGAAAGAAGUGCUAGAGAAGGACAAUCAGUACAAAUGUGUACGCUGUAAUAAGAAGGUGAAUGCAGUUAAGCGCAUGACAGUGCACAGAGCGCCCAAAGUUCUGAGUGUACACCUUAAGCGGUUCGAUUGGCAAGGCGGUAAAGUGCGUGGCCACGUGCCUUUCUCGGAAUACCUGGAUCUAUUUCCAUAUAUGAGUGAAACCUUCGAUGACGAGAAGUCGACAGACGAGAAAACAGUAUAUAAAUAUCAGUUGAUGUCAGUCAUGGUACACGCGGGGUAUUCCACUCGAUCCGGGCACUACUACUGUUUUGUUAAAGCAGCGAAUGGUGUGUGGUACGAAAUGGAUGACGAAGUUGCCCGUAAAGUGUCGUUGAAGACGGUUUUACAACAGGAUGCGUAUAUGUUGUUCUAUGUAAGGGUGGGGGACGAGAGAGAUGGCACAAAAAAGGCCGGAGAGAGCGUAGCAUCCGCAAGCAAUGAGGAGAUGGUAGAUAAGCAGGAUAGUGUAAAUAGAAAGAUAAGUUUGGACGCUGAUAUGCAUGUAGCUUUCCGCAAAUCCGAGGCCAAUUCAGUGGAAUUAUCGCUGGCCGCGCUUGUGAGUAGUAAUCAAGACUCAGUCAGUAGUUCAAGCAAUCCCACAGAUAGCAGGCGUUCAUUUGACAUCUCAGGCGCGAGAAGUGUGGACUAUAUUGCAAAGAAGGCCAAAAGAAGGCAGUUAAAAGCAGAGAGGAAAAAGGCGAGGCGUGCGGCCGCCAGUGGAGGUCUUAUUAGCGCCAGUCCAGUUGUUGAGGUUAUUGUGGAUUCGAAGGCUGGUUCAUUCGCAGACACUUUUGCGGCUAGUUUGAUUGCAAGUGCUAGCACGGACAUGACUUUGGCUUACGACUCGAACGUCGCGGCUGGCGUGAAGAAUGGUACUGGUUCGGACACCGUGCAUGAUACGGGAAAUAUAUCCGACUUAGACAAUGUCGAGCAUAUUAGAAAGGGAGAGAGUAGUGGUAAGAAACAUAAAUUAGUUAAUGGAUGGCAUGUCGAUAAGGUAAAUGGGGGCACGCCCGCCAAAGCUCAUGAGAGCAAAUUUCAGAAGAGUGAACUCACGCCUGUGUCUAGGAAGCGUACCGGGCCUGCUGCUCUACUGCAUGCGAUACCGUCGAGCAAUAAGAGGCCGAAGAAUGUCGUAGUAAAAGAAUGGGAUGGCGAUCUGAAAGACGAUUUGGCUUUGGUUGCAAAACCAAAGAAGACGAAGCGCGAUAAUGGUCUAGUAUUUGAUGGUCACCGCAAUAUUGCGAAGGAAAAUGAGUUGAAUCGAGUGAUCAAUCGCAAGAACACAUCGGAAGGCUUCGGUGGGCAAAUAACUACUUGGGCUAACGAGAAGAAGGCUAGCGCGGUCGACACAAUAAGAGACAGGCGAGAGUUCAUGUCCGAACACAUAUCGUCCUACACAGUGGACGACACGGAAAUAGAUCAGGGUAGAACCAAGAAGGUCAAGGGUCCGAAGCAGAAUAACGUGUUCAGCAAUCACAAGAAUCACUUCCAGUUGCACCAACAAAAGAAGGCGGCUAAUGCGAAGAAGCCGGAGAAGCGGUUCAAACUAAAACCGUCGAGUCUGGAGGGUUAGUUCUUCGAGAUGGCUGUUGUACUUCUUGCUCGGGUCGCAUGACUAGGCACUGUGCACAAAUGCCCGAGUAUAGGGGCUUAUAAAUGAAGAGGAUAAUCUCAAACAAAGCUUCGGUUUAUACUAUGCUGGUCGCAGGACAUCGGUGAUACCUACACCAUAAACCCUAUGUGGCGUAUUGCAACGGAUAUGUGAUCGCGAGUUUUGUUGCGUUUCCAUCGCAAUGCUGUUCAUAAUAAUGGAUUGGCAAAACCUUGCUUACCUGACGACCGGGACUCUCUGUAUGCUUAUAAAACGCAGAUUGACACAAUACUCUAUAAAAAAAAUUGCCUGAAUCGCAACUUUUUCUGCAUAGUUCGUCUUAGCCUUUUGGCUAAGAUUGGUAUGCUAUAAAGUUCAUACUUAAAGCUCACAGAUGUGAACAAUAAUAAAAUUAUGUCUUGCACGG
Messenger RNA from Sphaeroforma arctica JP610, 3236 nucleotides. RefSeq lists its product as hypothetical. Gene Ontology annotation, molecular function: cysteine-type deubiquitinase activity; cysteine-type endopeptidase activity. NCBI's taxonomy places the organism in Eukaryota, Ichthyosporea, Ichthyophonida. Gene Ontology annotation, cellular component: cytosol; nucleus. The coding region runs from base 281 to 2791 and encodes 836 amino acids. The transcript is spliced from 3 exons. Gene Ontology annotation, biological process: protein deubiquitination. The record is from RefSeq and is a predicted model, not a curated record.